AAGAAUUACUUUAUUCACCGGGGUGUGUAGAAAUUAUUCACAAUAACAACAGGCUUCAGGAUAAUAAUGGUGAAAUAAAUAAUAAAUAAUGGAUCGAGGAGAAACAUAAGCAGAAUUAAGUUUUAAACUAAUGGCUAAUGAUCUUUUAAAAAUAUCAUGGCCCAGAGCAAGAAGUUUGUUUUGGAUGUGUAUGUCCAGGAAGAUCGUGUUGACAGGGUGAAACAUUAUGCUGAACAUGUACAAAAACUUUUCGAUGUUGAACUUCGUUUUACUUCAAACGCUGGCAAACAAUAUAUGCCUGGUGCAGGACAGUGGAUUGAUGUUGAAGGACAACGAGGCAAUGUUAUUAAAGCUAGGGAAUACGUGAAAGGUUUGUCAAACCCGGAGGAGGUUAUUCGUUUACGAUUUCCACCGCCGGUUUAUGAAUUACUUUGUGGAAAGGAUGAAGAAAAAUAUUACGAUCUAGAGAAAGAAACUGCAGUUAAUAUUGUUUUUUAUUCGUUAGAAGAAGUUGAAAUAUCGGGUUCAAUAUCUGGAGUAACAAAAGCUUCUAGUGUUGUUGAGGAAAUUAUCAAAACAUUUAUUGAAGAAAAUAGUUUAACCCUCGAGUAUGAUGACGGUGUUGAUUGUGCCGCUUCGAUCGAAGCCGACAGUGGAAUUUAUGUAAAGUGUAGUCACGGCGUCGACUGCGUGCAUGACCAUCACUCCGAAUUUUCAAAUUAUAGAUAUAGUAAUUUAACUGUUGAUGAAGAUAUUUUAGAAAACUCAAUUGGUUUUAGUUCGGAAUCAAUAAAUGACAAAGACCCAAAGUGUGAUAGUUGCUCUCAAAGGGACUCUCAAGAAUUACUCGACAACGAACUCAUGGAGUAUGCUAAAAAGUUAGGCUACAGUGAAGGGCAAGUUAAAUCAGCUAUGAAAAAACUAGGCCCUGAUACUGUGGACCAAAAUGAUUUACUACACGAACUUAUAAAAGCCUCGAAUUCUAUACGAGAUGGAAAACUUUGUGGGGAAAAUGUAAAAACAGAUUUGUCAAGUUUAUAUGAAUCGAUGACAAGUGAGGCAGGACCAGAUAAUAGUUUUCUUCGACAUGUUGUUGUUGAUGGUUCAAACGUAGCUAUGAGUCAUGGUAAGAACCAGGUUUUUUCUUGUCGUGGUAUAGCUAUUGUUGUUGAUUGGUUUCAAAAGAAGGGCCAUGCUGUUACCGUGUUUGUACCCAACUGGAGAAAAGAGGCUUCCAAACCCGACACGCCCAUUAUUGAUCAAGAAAUAUUGACGCGACUAAGUGAUGACGGUGUUGUUAGUUUCACACCUUCGAGGAGAUUAGAAGGAAGACUCAUUCAAUGUUAUGACGAUCGGUUUAUCGUGCGGUUAGCUGUCGAAACAGACGGCAUCAUUGUCUCAAAUGAUCAUUUUCGUGAUAUACAAAGAGAUAUUCCCGAAUACAAAGAUUUUAUUAACAGACGUUUGCUCAUGUAUACAUUUGCCGGCGACAUAUUCAUGCCGCCUGACGACCCUUUAGGUAGACACGGCCCUACUUUAAAAGACUUUUUACGUAAAAAUGUCGAACGACGUGGUACACAGUAUUGUCCCUAUGGGAGAAAAUGCACUUUUGGUCCUAAAUGUAAAUUUUACCAUCCGGAGAGAAGACAUUCGGGAUCUUAUGUUAAAAAACCUCUUCCUCCACCACCACAGUCAUCUGGAUCAAGACCUCGCUCUGAUCCUGGUCAGAACUUGAAUCCAAAUGUGGAUGGCAAACAAAGACCAAUAAGUUUACCAAAUUUGGAACAACUCUAUAUUUCUCCUCCUCAUUCAUUGCAUAGAUACAUUUAUAUUCAAAAUCCUAAUCAGGCUUACCAAAGGCCUGUUAGUGGGCCCCCUUUCCCUGAAAGUAAUAAUAAUCAGUACCCUAGUUAUCCAAGUUGUAGUGAUAAUAACUUAUCUCGGAAUUCUGCGGAUAUGAUGCAACAACAGCAGCAACAGCAACAACAAAGUCGAAAAUUCAGUGGCGAUUACUCUCAUUUCAAUCACACGAACGUCCCCGGACAAUAUAUAGUGUUAUCUCACCGACCUCACUCAGGAGAGUAUAUCACACAUAUGCCGCCCAACGUGGACACUGUAGGCAGACCUCUGUCGUCAGAUUUUAGUAGUCGCCCUUCGUCGGGCGAAUAUAGCUAUAGUAGCGGAAGUCGACCAGCGUCUGGUGAAUAUGGCAACAACAGUCGACCGUCGUCCGGAGACUAUGGCUCUGUACCGUGGGGAUAUCAAAGACAAAUACCGUACAACUCUCACGGAAAUUUCUACCCAAGGAAGAACUAUUUUAAAACGCGUGGCGCUCAAAUGUUACCAGACACAAAGGAAGAGCCACGUCAACUUCAAAGUUCACUUAAAAUCGAUAUUGUUGAAAAGUUACGGGAGUUAUAUCCUGAUCAAUACGACAAAAUUUUGUUUGUGCUUCGAACGUAUCCGGACAUCCGUUGUGUAGAAGAUGCAAUACCCUUUAUGAAUGAAGCUAUCAAGGCUUAAAUGUUCUAUUGUUCUUUGCUUGUACGUCUAACUUGCCCUGUAUUGUUCUGUAAAAUUGUUUUUGAUCAUCGUGAUUUUUUAGGUAAAUAAAUAAAUUUUAAACGUAAUAUACAAUUAUUGUUAUUAAUAAAAUUAAUCAUCGGUUUUUUUAGUGUAGCAAUUUCAUACUUUUCUAAUCGUAUGACAAUUUCCCUUCACUUCAUGACAAGUAUAAAUCUUCUGCGAAGGACUCUUGCCUCUGUUCAUCCUAUCACUUUUAAAAGGUUUUACAAAAAGGGGAAUUGUUGUUCGAGUUAUAUGUUAGUACUAUUGUUCUGUGGGAUUUGAGUCUGUGUAAUCAUGAGGGUUGAAUGCAAACACCGCGACAUCCCGUGACUUCGUCAAGUUUACAUCCUUUUUCGUUGUUGAGAGAUUCGAGGAGAGAUAUUUAUUUUGCCUUUUUGUAUUCAGUCUCACUCGACAUAACGUAUUUAUUUACGAAACCUUUUUUUAUAUUUUUAAGAAAAAAGGAAUUUUAUAUUUUAACAUGACUGACAUUUUUGUACACCUAAUAUUUUUCUAAACAAGGCAAAACUUGAAGGUGUUGAAAAGUUUCUCACUUUUCAUUAUUUUCCGACGCUUUUCAUAUAAGAUAAAAUUUAAGCAAGCAGCCUAACCGCAGAUAUUUGACAACUUCUCAUGGUAUAUAACACGAGACGACAAGUCAAAAGUUAUUAGUGAUCAAAGUUGUCAUGUUGUGGUUAGACAUAGUUAAAAUGUCUCAUUAAUAUUUACCCCCCAUGUUCAACCAUCCACCCACAUAAUAACUUGCAAUAACAAGAACUUCUCUUCCCCAGAGCUCUUUGCGAUAAAUCAUCUCAAAAAAGCUCUGGGGAAAAGGAUGGCUACAAUGCAAUGCGGUUAUCGGUUGCCGGCCAAGACUUGUAUUGCUUAUACACAUUUUAGUAAAAUAUAUCAUUUGCUACUAGUUUAUUUUUAAUGUAAAGAUUUCUUCCAUUUUAUAAGUGGCUAAUAAGUGAUUAUAAGAUGAUCGUAAACUUGGGAUCACGUCCAGAGGACAUGAAUGCUUCGCCUUUAAAUUAUUUUUGCCACCUAAAUUUCUCGAUGACUUUGCGUUUCAGAGUGUUUGCUGAGAGCAAUGUCCUCUGGAAAUGUUCUCUUUAAUGUGUUGAGAAAAAUUAAAUUAACAAAACUCUUCAUAAGAGGAACGGUAAGACCUGCUUUCAAGGUUGUCAGGGAGAAAAAUUUCGCCAUUUUUACUUGAAGCAAACAACAUUGAAGGAAAACAAAACUGCUUCAGAAAAUUUGCGGAAUUUUAUCUUCCCUGUCUGUAGACAGAAGCUAAUGUAACUUGAAGUAAUAUUGUCAUGCUUCAAAGAACUUAUUAGCUUCUUGUAAUAUUUAUAUCCUUAUCUUUGGAAUGUACUUUUCCCAGUUUAUAAGCAUUUGUAACCAGAAACUAGAACUUUGUUAGCUUUCGUUUUAGACAUUGCACAUUCCAAUAAUUCAAAUUGUUCAUUUUCACGUUUUUAGGCUCACCUCGAUCUAUGCCUUUAAAUAGCGUUUCUCUUAUCAAAUUAUAACAAUUCCUUGAUUUUUUAAGACCGCGCGUGUUUAUCUUGAGGCUGUAUCAAAAUGCAAUGGUCUUAUAUAUAGAUUCUUUUCUCCGUGGUCACACACAAAAUCACCGUUUUUUCUUUACGAUCAGAAACUUCAUAUUUUUAUAUUAACGUAUUUUCUAGAAAGUUUUAUUUUUUAUUUCAAUGUUUUUUUUAUAAAUUGCUACCUAUUUUUUAUAACAAACUAAAGCUGAAAGCUUCAAGUUUGUCAAAUAGAUGUAAAAAAUUGUAAAAAAGAUUUUGUUAACAAAUCCAGUCAAAAUAUAUAUUCGCUACUGGA
Molecule: messenger RNA, 4422 nt
Organism: Hydractinia symbiolongicarpus
Lineage: Eukaryota; Metazoa; Cnidaria; Hydrozoa; Anthoathecata; Hydractiniidae
Exons: 3
Coding region: 157-2523 (788 amino acids)
Cellular component (GO): nucleus; cytoplasmic ribonucleoprotein granule
Molecular function (GO): RNA endonuclease activity; mRNA binding; metal ion binding
Source: RefSeq, a predicted model, not a curated record